AUGUCUGGCUUUGGCGACUUCACUUGGAUCUGUGAGACGGCACCUCUGCCACUAUGCGCUUCCGUUGGACCUACGCUCCAAGCCACCGGCCGAACUGGUAUUCAGCCAGAAUGCUAUGCACGCAAUAUCGAACUUGCCAACACCAUCAUUUUCGAAGGCGCUGCGUCGGUGAUGCACAUUGUUGCGCUUAUUAUGACCGUCAUUAUGAUUCUCCACGUCCGUAGCAAGUUCACCGCUGUUGGUCGCAAGGAGAUUCUCAGCUUCUUCUACCUCUAUAUGCUUCUCACUGCCAUGUCUCUCAUUAUCGACGCUGGUGUUGCACCUCCGGGAAGCGACCCGUAUCCGUACUUUGUCAGUGUGCAGAAUGGGCUUAGCAGUGCAGUUAUCACAUGUCUCCUGAUCAAUGGCUUCGUUGGAUUCCAAUUGUAUGAAGAUGGAACACCUCUGUCAGUGUGGAUGAUGCGCAUCAGUUCUCUGGCUGCUUUCGCCAUCAGCUUCCUAGUCUCUCUCGCGACUUUCAAGAGCUGGGCUGGACUUGGACCUACCAACACUGUUGGACUGUUCGUCGUUCUAUAUCUCUUGAAUGCUGUGCAGCUUUUCGUGUACGUGGCCAUGCAGAUUCUGCUCGUGACUAGGACACUGCAGGACCGAUGGCCUCUUGGCGAUAUUGCGUUUGGCAUCUUCUUUUUUGUGGCUGGUCAGGUCCUUCUCUACGCUUUCAGUUCAAAGAUCUGUGUCGCUAUCAGCCAUUAUCUUGACGGCCUGUUCCUUGCGACAGUUUGUAAUUUGCUGGGCGUAAUGAUGGUUUACAAGUACUGGGAUUCGAUCACCAAGGAAGAUCUUGAAUUCUCGGUUGGCACAAGGAUGAACAACUGGGAGGUCAAGGAGCUUCUGCCAGAGGAAGAUCGAAGGGCGACUGUCUUUUCGGAGGAUCCCUAUGCUCGAUCCAGCUCCUAUGAUCUGCCUUACUCGCCAGGCGCGGCACGAUACUCGGCCAAGUACUAA
Messenger RNA from Fusarium tjaetaba, 1005 nucleotides. RefSeq names its product chitin synthase export chaperone. The transcript has 2 exons. Bases 1 to 1005 code for a protein of 334 amino acids. Gene Ontology annotation, cellular component: endoplasmic reticulum membrane. Lineage: Eukaryota; Fungi; Ascomycota; Sordariomycetes; Hypocreales; Nectriaceae. Gene Ontology annotation, biological process: protein folding. The record is from RefSeq and is a predicted model, not a curated record.